GUACUCUCUUCCUUCUCUCUCUUUCUUUUUUGUUCUUUCUUUAUUGUCUAUAAAAGCAAAUCAAUCAAAGCUCAAACAGUUGUUAAUUUCCAUCUCUUCGAAAACACCCAUCUUUUUCUUCCUUUAUUUGUUUUUCUCGUGUUUUCAACCAUGGCUGACUACCCUUACACCAAUUUCUUCUCAGGUUGGUUCAAGUUCAACCCUGUUCAACAUUACCCAUCUCCAAACCCCCCACCUCCUCCUCCACCCCAUCCCCUCCAACAACCUAAUUCUUUCACCCAUGACUUUUAUAGCAACAGUAGAAAUGAUCGAAGCAGCCAUAUUAACCCUUUCUUUCACUACCAGACCAGCUGCUCAUCAUCAUCACCUCCUUCGCCUCCUGUUAGGGAAGCCUUGCCACUAUUGAGCUUGAGCCCCACAAGACAGAAUAAUGAAGAUCAAGAUCAGGAUCAGUGUUCUUGGACCACUGCCAUGAAUGUAGACAGCACCAAAGGGAAAGAGGAAGGUCGGCGGCUACUCUUCACUAACACCACUGCAGCAGAAGCUGAAGAUGAAACUGUUACUGUUGCACUGCAUAUAGGGUUACCAAGCCCUAGUGCUUCAGAGUUGGCUUCAUUUUUAUCAUCUUCCUCAGAGAUAACCGAUAAAGAUGGGGAUGGUGAUGAUUCUUCUGGGUGCGCAGUUAACAGGCUCAACAAGGGACAGUAUUGGAUCCCUACCCCUUCUCAGAUUCUUAUUGGCCCUACUCAGUUCUCUUGUCCUGUUUGCUGCAAAACCUUCAAUAGAUACAACAACAUGCAAAUGCAUAUGUGGGGGCAUGGAUCUCAGUAUAGGAAAGGGCCCGAAUCGCUAAGGGGAACCCAACCAACCGGAAUGUUAAGACUUCCUUGCUAUUGUUGUGCACCAGGGUGUAGGAACAACAUUGACCAUCCAAGAGCGAAGCCACUGAAGGAUUUUCGAACCUUGCAAACACAUUACAAGAGGAAGCAUGGGAUCAAGCCCUUCAUGUGUAGGAAAUGUGGAAAGGCAUUUGCUGUGAGAGGAGACUGGAGAACCCAUGAGAAGAACUGCGGGAAGCUCUGGUAUUGCAUUUGCGGCUCGGAUUUCAAGCACAAAAGAUCUCUUAAAGACCACAUUAAGGCUUUUGGGAAUGGCCAUGCUGCUUAUGGCAUCGAUGGCCUGGAAGAAGAUGAUGAGCCUGCAUCUGAAGUGGAACAAGAUAAUGACUCCAUGCAGUGAUUGAAUAAAUUUAAAAAGAAAAGAAAAGAAAGAAUGAAUUGUUAAUUAAUUAUGUGUUUUAUUUUCAAGGCUUCCAAAGUAAGAACUUUAUAUAUAUAUAUAUGAAUCAAUUUACUUGGGGAAGGCAUUUCAA
Gossypium raimondii (Peruvian cotton) is the source of this 1372-nucleotide messenger RNA. Its product is annotated as zinc finger protein WIP2. The record is from RefSeq and is a predicted model, not a curated record. Gene Ontology annotation, molecular function: DNA-binding transcription factor activity. NCBI's taxonomy places the organism in Eukaryota, Viridiplantae, Streptophyta, Magnoliopsida, Malvales, Malvaceae. Bases 151 to 1239 code for a protein of 362 amino acids. The transcript has 2 exons. Gene Ontology annotation, cellular component: nucleus. Gene Ontology annotation, biological process: regulation of gene expression; anatomical structure development.